This is a messenger RNA of Hydra vulgaris (swiftwater hydra), 3529 nucleotides long. Lineage: Eukaryota; Metazoa; Cnidaria; Hydrozoa; Anthoathecata; Hydridae. The record is from RefSeq and is a predicted model, not a curated record.
UGAUAAUUUUUCGUUAAUUAUAAAUACAGUGAAAAUUCACUGUACCUAAGGAUGCGUUUUUUGAUAGGUACAGUGAAAAUCUAUUUUUAGAAUAUUUUUAAAAUUUACUUUCAUUUUCCAAAAUGUGCAUGCUUUAAAACAACGAGUAUAUUUUCGAAGAGAGUUCUUGAAUAAAAUUUAGUAGUUAGAAGAUUUUCAAUAAGAUUCUUAAAGAUUAAAAAAUGGAGGACAUUUUCAUGAAGAAUUUUAGAGAUUUUGAUGAAGCAGAAAAGUCUGUUAUUGAAAAUUGUAGAAUGAAUUUUCACCCCGUCAAAAUCGACUCAAAAGAAAAAGUUGAACAUUAUAAUAAAAAAGUAAAGGAAGGUUCCCAGAUAUGUUGUAUUCCUCUUAACGCUAUAUAUGGUUGUAGGUGGAUAUGCAAACAUUAUGGAGAAGUAAUGCCCAGUGUCUUAAAGAGAGGCAAAGGGUUACGAGAAAAUAGCGUGCUAGCAAGUGGUUGUAAGAUGGCUAUUUAUGUAGCCUAUAAAAAAGAAAUAAGGAGUUAUUAUAUUAAGAAAAAAAAUUUAGUUCAUAAUUAUCCACAUGGGCCUGAGCAGUUCGGUAUGUAUAGUUCAGAACGUCAACCAAAAGGUGUUCUCGAGCAGCAGACAAUGCUUCUGCUAUCUCAUGGUGCUAAUCCUACACUUAUAACAGACAAUUUAAACAGGCAUGGUUUAAAGACUAGACCUCGUGAUAUAUAUAACAUAAAGCAAAGAAUGAAAUUUAAAGGUUUUUGUUAUGGUUGAAACUUCAAUUUUAAAUUGUAUGACUUUUCUAAAAGGUUAAUUAUCUUUUCUAAAAGGUUAUUUUUUUCCCUAUAAAAUAAACAGGUCCUGCACUCGAUGAAGUUAUAAAGGUUCUUGAAUUACCAAACGUCAUAUCCCAUAUUGAUGCCAAUCUUGAUAGAAAAGUAGAGUGUAUAACGUGGAUAACUACUGAACAAUUAAAUUUGUUGAAAAAGUAUCCUGAGUGUAUCAUGCUUGAUGGUACCUAUAAGAUUAACAACUUUUCUAUGCCAUUAUACACAAUGGCUGUUGUGGAUCAAAAUGGCAUGGGGUGACCUGUAGUGCAGUCUUUAGUUUAUUGUGAGGACCAGUCACAUCUACAGCUGCUAAUGACACAUGCUAAGGAAUAGGCUGGGAUUGAAACUUUUCAAAAGUCGAUAUUCAUGGUUGAUAAAGCUCAAGCAGAAAUAUCUGGACUACAGUCUGUUUUUCCAGGAAAUAAAAUAUUUCUCUGUCGCUUUCAUGUAGCUAAAGCUUUUAUUUAUCAAAUUAAAAAGGGUAGACUUACUGCUGACGAUCAGGAAUUAUUAUUCAAGGCUACUCAGAAAUUAAUGUACAGUAAUCAGGCAACAUGCGCUGAAGCUUUGUUAAAUAUUGAAAAAAAUUUCCCUACGUUCUAUGUGUAUCUUCAAGAAAACUGGCUGACCAUACCAGAAAUGUUUAUGGGUCACUAUAGAAAAGGUCUGAUGCAUUUAGACAAUCAUACUAAUAACAGACUUAAAAGAUAUCAUAGAACACUUAAAGAUGUUGGCCUUUUGUCACGCGUGUCACCGGGAAAUCUUAUAGAUAAAAUUCUUAAGGUUAAUAGAGUGCAAAUAGAAAAAUCUAAACAUGCAGACUUUGACCAACAACUAAAAAUUAACAAUAAACUUCCAGAGCCACUAAAGUUUUAUUCACGUCAUGUUUCUUCUUUUAUUCUUCGUCAUCUCAUGGAACAAUAUGAUAAAAGUAUCAAGUCUGAUUUUAGUUUAUAUGAGGACAGAGAUUCAUUACAAAUAAUCGAUCGGCAAUCAACUUUUUAUAACAUAAUAGACUGGGUUUGCAUCUGUGAUGCUGCAUCAGGGUUUGGCGUGCCGUGUGCACAUGUUCUUUUUGCUCUAAGAACGAAGAAUGUAACUGUUAAUGAUCUACAGUUGAUUCAUAAAAGGUGGAUUUCAUGCAAUACUGUAGCAAACCAGGUAAGUUUUGACCAAGCGCAAUCACAUAUUACCUCAAAUAUAGAAUUAUUACCUCUCUGUUGUGCCACUCCCAAACAAAGAUUUACAACAGCAAUGAGUUACCUUCAACCAAUAGCCUCUUUGCUCGCUGAAAUGCCACCCAAAAAAUUUGAACUUGCAAUAACCUGGUUAGAAUCUAUUAAUCAACAAUGCAUUUCUGGUGAAUGGGAACUGAUGUUUCAAAGUGAUCCUUGUCUAGAAGUUUUUACACCUGCAGAAGAUCACAGUGAUCCUUGUCUAGGAGGUUUUACAUCUACAGUAGAUCAAAGUGAUCCUUGUCUAGAAGGUUUUACAUCUACAGAAGAUCUAUCAUCAAAAGAAAUUUUAGAAGUUAAAUCACCUUCAAGUGCAGAUCCUAUGAUUACCCCACUUGAAUGCAUAAAUAAAGAAAUAUGUGAAGUAGUCUCUCAAGAGCCACAUAUAAAUUUAGUUUUAAGGCAACCCCAGCGGAAGCCACCUGGUCGUGUAGGUAAAAACAAACAGAGACUUUUUGACAAAGCUAUAAAAGCGUUUGAAAAAUUAGGUAGUUUCAAAAAAGAUCAUAUCCGUCUCUGUUGGUUUGUAGAAAGAACAGUUGCCCUGCAGGUUUUACACGAGAGUGCUAAAAUUACCACCUGCCAGUUUUUAAAGCAGUUAUCGAAUAAGAUUGCUGAUCCUAGAGCAACUCUUGAUGACAUUAAGCAAUAUUUUGUAGAGGAUGCAUGGGCUGAAGUCAUCAAACGGUGUGAAGAUGUGAGAAUUGAAAAAUAGCCGUGUCAAGUAUGCGGGCAGUCUAAGGCAGCUGGAAAAAACCAAAAAUGGCUUCAGUGUGAUCAUUGUUUAGACUGGUCGCAUUAUGUUUGUCUACAAAUAUCUUGCAAACCUAAAGGAUAUUGGUUCUGUGCUCAAUGUUAAGUAAGGAAAUAGUGGAAUUUAAGUUCAUAUCCUAAUAUAAAAUAUUUUUAUAUUAGGAUAUGAACUUAAAUUCCACACUCAUACAAAAAAAUGAUAAAAUUAACUCAGCUGAAGGCAAAAAUUAAGAGAAAAAUAUGAGAAAAAAUAUUAUGCAUAUUGUACGCAAAGAAAUUUCAGGAUUUUUAAAUUAUAACCUGGACGAUCUAUGUUUUAUAAGUGGUGUCUUCUCCCUUUUUGUAUGCAUAAAAAAAGGAAAAACCUUUUUAACUUUUUUCAAGACUUAAUUUUCAAACACUUUCUGUUUUUCUGUAAUGAGGGUUUAUUAUUAAAAAAAGCAUUAAUGGAACUGUAGCUGACACCGUUUUUGUGGUAGCUAUUUAUGUUAUAUGUUUAUAUAUGUUAUAUGUUUGCUAAAACUUAUUAUACUUAUUUAUCCACUAUUUAUAUUGUAUCAAUCAUAUAUAUUUCUGAACAAGGUCUUACAGUCAAGGAUACUUACAAUUACUUUAAAACUAAUAUAAAGUAAAAACCUAACGAUAAUCAUAUUAAAUAAUAUUAGUGAUACAAAUAAAAAUUAUAAAGAUAAUAGUUAUA